AUGCAGAAUGAACUAACACAACCUACAGUGCUGACCAAAUGUUCCCUGGCCGCAAUCCUGGCCGCACAGCCCAUCAACCCCAAGACCAACCAGCCAUACCGUCCGCGCCAUCUCCCCCCGCCAACAGAACUCCCUCUGCGCCAUUGCUCGCACAACCCGGAGUCCUCGCCUAUCGACGAGGUCGAAUGUCUGCUGUCACUACUAUCUCCCAACGCCGAAGUCAAGAAGAACAAGGAGCAUUAUAUUCUCGCCACGGCAGAUGCCCCCGUUAAGAAGACCGACAAGAAUGAUACGCAGCGCAAGCGCAAGCGCGACGACGAACGCGAGGAAGAGCGAGCCAUCCGCCGCUCGCAAAUGCUUCGUCUCCGCGCUCGCUCUAUCCCCGGUGUGCCUAUCAUCUACGUGAAGCGGUCAGUCAUGGUUCUGGAACCAUUGAGCACCCGCUCCGAGACUGUCAGAGAUGGUGCCGAGAAGGCCAAGUUCCGCUACGGUUUGGACGACCCUUCGCUGGAAAAGGCGGCCGAGGAGGAAGAGCCGAAAAAGAAGCGCGGUCCCAAGGUUAAAGCACCUAACCCGCUUAGUGUGAAGAAGUCCAAGAAGAAAGAGUCUGGACCUGGGCCUGCCAAGGAGAAGUCUCAAAAGAGGGUUGUUGAGGACGACGAUGUGCCUGAGAAGCAGGAUGGAGAUGAUACAGGUGCAGCCAAGCCUAAACGGAGACGGCGGCAUCAUAAGAGUGGUGCUGCUUUCCCCAACGACAAUGAUGAUACUGCGCCGUCGGCCGAGACUGGGCCCGAGCCCGGUACUAUGGAGAUCGACGAAUAA
Molecule: messenger RNA, 822 nt
Organism: Penicillium cosmopolitanum
Lineage: Eukaryota; Fungi; Ascomycota; Eurotiomycetes; Eurotiales; Aspergillaceae
Product: rRNA-binding ribosome biosynthesis protein UTP23
Exons: 1
Coding region: 1-822 (273 amino acids)
Cellular component (GO): nucleolus; small-subunit processome
Molecular function (GO): small ribosomal subunit rRNA binding
Source: RefSeq, a predicted model, not a curated record